Molecule: messenger RNA, 1445 nt
Organism: Tyto alba (common barn owl)
Lineage: Eukaryota; Metazoa; Chordata; Aves; Strigiformes; Tytonidae
Product: protein brambleberry-like
Exons: 9
Coding region: 1-1236 (411 amino acids)
Source: RefSeq, a predicted model, not a curated record
AUGGGUGCUGAGCCCUGCUGCCGCCAGGUCAUGGUGCGGCUCCGCUCAUCCUGCGCCAACCUGAGCAAGGAGGAUGAGGAGGAAGAGGAGGAAGGAGCCAACUUGUUCAACUGCCAGGCCAGUGCUGAGGGUCACCAGACAUACCCCUGCACCCCCGACACGGAGGAGCUGGGGAAGCGGCUGAAACUGGAGACCUGCGACUGCCACAACCUUCAGCAACUGGUGCUGGCUGAGACCCUCACCGCCGUCGAGCAGCACCGGGUGGCCCAGCUCAUGGAGGACAUCGCCCAGCAGAUGGGGAAUGACCUGACCCUUCUCCUGGCCCAGCAGCAGCGGAUGGAGGAGGUGAUGGAGAAGCUGCAGCAGGUCAACCAGAGCCUUGGGUUGGUGUUGACUGCUGUGGAGGGUGCACGGAGCCAGCUGGAAAACCAUCUGCAGCACCUCCAUACUGUCCUCGACCCACCCGGUCAGAGCCCAAGUGCCAUCUCCACCUCCAUCCUACACGGCUCCUACUUGGUGUUGCUGGCUGCGUUGCUGAUGCUCACGCCACCUCAUGCCAUCCUGCUCCUCUUCCUCUUCUUCCUCACCUCCAGCACCCUCAGCAUCCCAGCACUCUCCGUUCUCCUGGUCUUCACCGUGGCAGGACAGUGGCUGGUGGCGGCUGCCCGCCGCGGUGCUGGGGGAGCCUGGCUGGUCCUUCCCCAAGAGAAGCCCCACCACCAGCUCACCUCCACCCCAGACAGGGAGUGCAAAAUUGAGCUGUUGCAGGAGGAACUGGACGGGAUGGAGAUGAGCUGCCUGCAAGAGCCCUCGCGCCUGGAGCAGCCCCCGGCGAUGGCAGGGGACACCCCUUGCGUAGCAGGGCGGGUGUCACCCGUCCCCAGCGGCUGGAGGACAAAGCUGAGCUCGUGUGGGGGGCCAAGGGACAUCUCCUGCAGGACAGGAGGGUCACCGGGGCCAGAGGGUACCCUGCCGAACCGCUUCUUCCCCAGCCAAGCGAUGCUGGAGUCUGCCACGGGUGCUGGGAAGCGCUGGGAGCCCAAACCCUGCAGCCCGAGCCAGUCUCUGGCCAACGACGUGUCCUUGCUGUCCCCACGGUCCCCGUGCCAGGGGCUCACCAGGGCCGGGCAGCGAUGCCGGAAGAAAGCCAUCCCCGGCCAGGAAUUCUGCCACAUCCACGCCACCGGUCAAGCCUCAGGCAGCCACUUGGCCACGGACUUGUCACCCCAUGUCUGACUCCCCACCCCCUCCCCGAGGGCUUUUGAAACCCCUUUUUUUUUUUUUUGGCUCUUCCAGAUCCUGGUGGAGAACACAGGGCGGUGCCCAGGACCCUAAGGGUGCCAUUUGUCGUGGGUACGGGACCAUGCUGCGCGGCAGACGCUCUUCACCCCACCGUUUUUAUGCUAUUUGCAUCUGUUUUAAUAAAUGCCAUAUUUACAGCUGGA